Molecule: messenger RNA, 1452 nt
Organism: Peniophora sp. CBMAI 1063
Lineage: Eukaryota; Fungi; Basidiomycota; Agaricomycetes; Russulales; Peniophoraceae
Source: the annotation of a GenBank genome assembly
AUGUCCGAGUCGAACGGUGCUGGCGAAAGCUCGACCGCCCUUGACACUGUCUCUUCAGCCCCACAUGACAGAUACCAUGUACAUGAAGACGACUAUGUCAUGUUUCGACUGCCCAAUGGGGAGGUUCGGAGUCAUCAAGUGAAGAAGAAUGGAACUCUAUCUAUGGGCCGCCUAGGCCAGUUCUCGGUGAAUAACCUCAUCGGGCAACCGUAUGGCCUGACGCAUGAAAUCGUGGGGAAGGAGUUAAACGUCCUACCACCUCGCUCAAUCGAGGAUAUCGAGGAUACCGACGCCACGAAUGAGCUCAUAAACGAUGGACAAAUGGUGCAGCCUCUGACCGGGCCGGAGAUUGAAGCUUUGAAGUCAUCUGGAGUGCACGCCUCUGAAAUCAUCAAAAAGCAGAUUGAGGCCCACUCAAACUAUGAGCUCAAGACCGAGUAUAGCAAAGACAAAUACAAAAAACGCAAGGAAGCCAAGUUCUUGAAGGCAUUCACCACCGUUGAGCCGACAAUAUACAAUGUCGCGGAGUAUUGGUUCAACAAGGAUCCUGGCCGUAUACGCGAUAUGCGUGUAGAUACGCUCUCGCAAAUGUUGAACCUGGGCAACAUUCGUCCGGGGGGACGUUAUCUGGCCGUAGACGAUGUUUCGGGGCUUGUCGUGGCUGCCAUGCUUGAUCGCUUAGGCGGAGACGGAAGACUAGUCACCAUCUGUGACGUUGACUCGCCACCUGCAUAUCCAGCCAUGUCGCAGAUGAACUUUCCUAAGGAGUUUGCGUCUAUCAUGGCCUCUCUCAACUGGGCGACCGCUGAGGAGGAGUACACUCCAGUUGCUCUCCUCCCUGAUCCAGCACAAGAUGAUAUCCGCUCGGACAAACAUAAAGUGCGAAUGAGCAAACGGAAAGCCGCUUCCGACGCGCUCGCCGCUACACGCGACGAACUCUUUACCGGCGAAUUUUCGGGUCUCCUUAUCGCCAGUCAAUACGACCCAGCAUCGGUCCUGACGCGCCUAUCCCCGUACCUUGGCGGCUCAGCCUCUAUCGUCAUUUAUAGUCAGCAUCUCCAGAUCCUUACUGACCUACAAAAUAAAAUGCGCGCGGACUUCCAAUAUCUUGCGCCAAGCGUGACAGAAAGUUGGCUGCGGAGGUAUCAGGUCUUGCCUGGGCGUACACAUCCAACGAUGGUCACUAGUGGUUCCGGCGGAUUCUUAUUGCAUGCAACCAAAAUAUACAACGACCCGAAGGCGCAGGCGGUUACUUCGCAUAGAUCCAAGAAACGCAAGACCGAUGCAUCGGCGGGCGGGACCCCAGCAGAGACUCGUGCCGCUUCGCGUGAGCCCGAAGGGCCUGUAUCUGUACAAGUAGACCAGCCUGCUUCCCCCAAACCCGUCGAGCAUGCAGCAGUACCCGAUAAAGUAAAAUCCCACCGUACCACUGGCUCGGAACCCAUGUCAUGA